AUGGAUCUAGUCAACCACUUAAGCGAUAGACUGUUAUUUGCUAUUCCCAAAAAGGGUCGUCUAAAUGAGAAGGCUGUCUCGAUUUUGAACGGUUCGGAUAUCCGGUUUCGCCGCUCACAAAGGCUAGAUAUUGCCCUUUCUACCAACAUGCCCGUGGCUUUGAUCUUUUUGCCAGCUGCUGACAUUCCAAUGUUCGUCGGAGAAGGUAAAUGUGACCUAGGUAUAACUGGUGUUGACCAGGUUAAGGAGUCCAAAAUGGACGUCCACCUACCAAUGGAUCUUCAAUUUGGUAACUGUAAACUGCAGGUUCAAGUGCCUGCCAAUGGUCUUUACACGGAUCCCAAGCAGCUCAUUGGCAAAACCAUCGUCUCCAGUUUCACACACUUGACCCAAGAGUACUUCUCAGAACUGGAGGGUGUUCCUAUCGACCAAAUUUCUACCAAGAUCAGAUACGUCGGCGGCUCUGUCGAGGCAUCGUGCGCUCUAGGGAUUGCUGAUGCCAUCGUGGAUUUGGUGGAGUCCGGCGAGACCAUGCGUGCCGCUGGUCUGAUCGAUAUCGCCACCGUAUUGGAGACCAGUGCCCACUUGAUAGAGUCCAAGAACCCCAAAGGUGACAGAGAGCUUCUACAAACCAUCAAAUCAAGAAUCGAGGGUGUCAUGACUGCACAGAAGUACGUUUCUUGUCAAUAUAAUGCGCCUACCUCUAUUCUGCCGGAAGUGCUGAAAAUCACCCCAGGCAGAAGAGCUCCCACCAUCUCCCAAAUUGACGACGAAGGCUGGGUUGCGGUCUCUGCGAUGAUCGAAAGAAAACAGAAGGGUACUAUUCUGGACGAACUGAAGAAGAAAGGUGCUGCUGACAUCAUGGUUUUUGAAAUUUCGAACUGCCGUGUUUAA
This is a messenger RNA of Lachancea dasiensis, 894 nucleotides long. The record is from the annotation of a GenBank genome assembly. NCBI's taxonomy places the organism in Eukaryota, Fungi, Ascomycota, Saccharomycetes, Saccharomycetales, Saccharomycetaceae.